Caenorhabditis remanei is the source of this 567-nucleotide messenger RNA. RefSeq lists its product as uncharacterized. Gene Ontology annotation, molecular function: coenzyme A diphosphatase activity; magnesium ion binding; manganese ion binding. The transcript is spliced from 2 exons. Bases 1 to 567 code for a protein of 188 amino acids. NCBI's taxonomy places the organism in Eukaryota, Metazoa, Nematoda, Chromadorea, Rhabditida, Rhabditidae. Gene Ontology annotation, biological process: nucleoside diphosphate metabolic process. The record is from RefSeq and is a predicted model, not a curated record.
AUGUCAGUAUUGAUUCCACUUGUAACAGUAGAUGGUAGAGAUUCUGUCCUUCUGACAAAACGAUCAAUUCAUCUUCGAUCACAUCGCGGAGAAGUAUGUUUUCCUGGAGGACGGAAGGAGCCAGGGGAAACAACAACAGAAACUGCAUUGCGAGAAACAUUCGAAGAAAUCGGACUGGAUUCAAAAAAUGUCGAAAUUUGGGGUAAUUUGAAAAGUGUUAUCCGAAGACAAGCUGAUUUCAUUGUAACACCAAUAGUCGGACAUAUAACAGACGAAUCAAUUCUUGAUAGACUGAUAGUUAAAUCUGAUGAAGUUCAGUCAGUAUUUACGAUUCCAAUUGAUGAACUGGCCAGAAACGCGAGCCUGACCAAAUUUAACAGCAAGAAGAUGAAGUAUACUUUGCCGACUUUCGAUUCGACUGAUUUCAAAGUUCAUCAUAAUGCAUCGGGAGAAUAUCUCCACUCUACUCAACGUGUUUGGGGGUUGUCAGCCGUUAUGCUACAUCAAGCAUUAACUCUUUUGAAUCCCGAAGUUUAUAAACACGAUUUGAUCGUCAAAUUUUUUUAA